Messenger RNA from Spirodela intermedia, 10174 nucleotides. The record is from the annotation of a GenBank genome assembly. Lineage: Eukaryota; Viridiplantae; Streptophyta; Magnoliopsida; Alismatales; Araceae.
AUGAAUUUUGACUCUGGGAGGAUUCGAACCCGCGGCGGUCGCCCGCCCCUGAGCAAGGUGUGACGCGGGUUUAGUCCCACAUCGGUUGUGCGCGGAUUAUUCGGGCGAAUAUAUAGUAAAGUUAGCUUUCUAGGCAAAGUCCUCUUGCGUGUACGACCACUCCUUGCCCCACAGCCGGCUGGCCACCGGUGACGUGGAAGGGGAGUGGCGCACACGUGCCCCUAUCGAUCCAAGCAAGCCGCUCGAACCCCUGCUCGCGGCUACUCCCCGACUACGCUUCCGACCCGCUUGCGGGCCCGGCUGGCCGGCGGGUCCCCCCAUUUUGCAAUAUUUUUAUUUUUAUUUCUUGUUCUUCAUUUAUCUCAAAACUAAGACUGUAAAAAUCGUAUAAAAUCACAUAAUUACCCAAAAAUUCAUGUUAAUCAACUGAAAACCACUUUUCAUGCUUUAACACAAAUAUAAGUCUAUUUAUCAUGAGUUAAGGCUAAAACUAUAUUAUUUACUAAUUAUUAACUCAUGAUAAUGAAGACUUAUCACACCCCCCAACUUAAAUCAUUGCUAGUCCCUUAGCAAUGGAAUUACGAAAAUAAAAAUUUACAAAUCUCAAACAUCAUAUUUCAAUACAGAAAAGAAAUACAAUUAGAAAUGAUGCACCUUUAAACACUUUGGAUUCUUAUAUCAAGUAUUUAAGAAUGAUGUCAAGCACUUAAAUGUUUAAACACUCCUUGGAAUAACAAUCUAGACUUCACUUCUUCUAUUCACAUCUUUAUCACUUCUUCACUCAUAGAUGUAUUUACAAGAUGUUCCAAUUAUCAAUACUCAUCUAAGAAUAAUAUUGAUCUUACAUUUCCCUUUUUCUAUGACUUGAUUUUUGAAGUUUGCACUAUAUUUCUUCCUUCUUUUUUUUUUUUAUAUAUAUAGUGGAUAAGUAGCUUUUCCUGUAGACAAAUUUCGACAAUAAGAAUGAUGUCUCACACCCUCCAUGUGUACUCUUCAUUUUCAGGGCUUUCACUUUAUCCACUUAUUUUUCAGCAAGUGUUUUUCUAUGCACGAUUUUCGACAAUGAGAAUGAUGUCUUACACCCUCCAUGUGUACUCUUCGUUUCUAGAUUUUUCACAUUGCUCUCUUUUUUUUUUUUUUUGAAAUAAGUGAUUUCUCCUCACAAGUCCUAUAGAUCAGGGUGCAAAAAUCUCCAUUAAACUCAAAUGAUCAAUCAAAUUUUCACAUCAAGUAAAUAUUAUCCAUCAAGAUCAUGAAGUGAAAAUCUGUAAAAUCAAAUCCGUGUUAUCUAUCAUGUAUCCAAGGAGUAUUCCAACAUUUCAUGCUACUAGAUCAUUCUUUUGACUCAAUAAUAAUCUUCCUAGUAUCUUUUGGUAUCAAUCAAUCUAAUUGAUUUAAUUUUUCAUGCAUGCAAUAUGAUGUAAGGAAUUUGUAAAUUAGAUAGUUCUGACAGUUCUGUUUUCUGUUUUCAGUUCUAUUUUAGCAGCAAUAAAUUUGUCAAAAAUAAAUCAAAACUAUCUUCUUUAUAGCUGUAAUUUCGAAUUUCAGUAAUAUAUGUCUAGGGGAUUGAAAUGUGAGAAAAGGGUCUCUAUAAUUUCAAAUUUCGGGUUGUUUUUUCAUCUGCUGUUUUUGACAGUCUAUUGUUCCUGACAGAAAACCAGAAAAUAGAUGUUGCAGUUUUUCCGAAUUCGGUGAUUUUUUUUAUUUUUUUUUUAGUUGCUGUUCUAAGUUGAAUAAAAUGCAAACACAUGUUCUUAAUCGUCCUACAGCAUAAAUUAAUAAUGAAUACUUCCCCCCCGACUUAAAAAUGACAUUGUCCUCAAUGACACAAAAAAAAAAUCGAAACAGAAUAUGCAGAAAAUAUAAUUUUCAAGUUAAGCAUUAAAAAUAUUGUCAUAAAUGAUAAAGCUCAGAAAGACAUCACCUCAACCUCGUUUUUAAUUUUCCACUUCAUCUUACACACCUCCUCCUGCACUUCUUCGAAAAAAAACAAAUACAGAAACAAGUACUGCGAAAUUCUAAGAAAAAUAGAGCUUAAAAAAAAUCAAACAGAAUGAAAUAAAAACCAUGGGUUGCCUCCCAUGCAGCGCUGAAUUUAAUGUCUCCAGCUGGACUCCUUGAUCUUACUCUUGAAUUUCUUUUAAUAAUAAAAUUUCUUUUUUUGCAAGGCGUUCAUGUUCUAUGUAAUGUUUAAGCCGCUGUCCAUUUACCUUAAAGUUAUGAUCACUUUUAGGAUCUUUAAUCAUUACAGCCCCAUGAUCAUAUGUCUCUUCCACCACAUAAGGCCCUUUCCAUUUUGAUUUUAAUUUUCCUGGGAAUAAUUUCAGCCUAGAAUCAUAUAACCACACUUUUUGUCCAACAUCAAAUUUUUUUCUGCUAAUGUAUUUAUCAUGAAAAGUUUUAGUUUUUUCUUUAUAUAUUCUAUGAUUUUCAUAAGCUUCAUUCCUCAACUCCUCUAGUUCAUGUAACUGAAAAAUUCUAUGCCCACCAGCUGAUUUUUCAUCCAUACAUAAAUUUUUUAUAGCCCAUAAUGCUUAAUGCUCUAUUUCCACAGGAAGAUGACAUGGCUUUCCAAAAAUGAGACGAAAUGGGGACAUACCUAUGGGAUUUUUAUAAGCUGUUCUAUAAGCCCAUAAUGCAUCUUGUAAUUUCGUGGGCCAAUCUUUCCUAUCUGGUCUAACUAUUUUUCUCAAAAUUCUCUAAAUUUCCCUAUUUGCUACUUCAGCUUGCCUAUUUGUUUGGGGAUGAUAUGGAGUGGCUACUCUAUGGUGUACUCCAUUCUUUUUCAACAGUUAUCUGAAAUUUUUAUUUGUAAAAUGUGUUCCUCCAUCACUAAUAAUCACUCUAGGACAUCCAAAUCUCGAAAAAAUAUUUUCCUGCACAAAUUUCAUCACGAUUUUAUGAUCAUUAGUUCUAGUAGGAAUAGCUUCCACCCACUUCGACACAUAAUCAACAGCAAGCAAAAUAUAUUCAUAUUUUUCAGCUGAUGGGAAGUGACCCAUGAAAUCUAUUCCUCAUACAUCAAAAAUUUCGACUACUAACAUGUUACUCAUGGGCAUUUCAUCUUUUUUACUCAUGUUACUUAUAGAUUGGCAUGAAAUACAUGUUCUACUAAAUUCUAUAGAAUUUCUAAUGAUUGUAGGCCAAUAAAAACCACACUGAAAAAUUUUUGCAGCUGUUUUUCGUCUAGAGAAGUGUCCUCCACAGUUAGAUGAAUGGCACAUGUUAAUAAUGCUAUGGUAUUCUUCUUCAAGAACACAUCUCCUUAAAAUUUGAUCAUUGCCCAAGUAAUAUAAAUCAGGAUCAUGCCAAAAAUAAUUUCUAAUCUUAGAAAAGAAAUGAUUUUUUCUGUUCUUAUCCCACUAUUCUGGAGUUUUUCCAGAAACCAGAAAAUUAACAAUAUGUGCAUACCAUGGUGAUGGUUGAUGUUGAGCUGCCAUCAAUUGUUCAUCUAGAAAUGCGUCUUGUAAAGGUGCUGCAUUUAUUCCCGUGUCACUUAAUCUAGAAAGAUGGUCAGCAACAGCAUUCUCGAAACCUUUUUUAUCUUUUAUUUCUAAGUCAAAUUCCUGCAACAAUAAAAUCCAUCUUAAUAAACGUGGCUUUGCAUCUUUCUUAUUUAACAGAUAUUUUAAUGCUGCAUGAUCAGUAUAAAUAAUAAUUUUAGCUCCCAAAAUAUAUGAUCUAAACCUUUCUAACGAAAAUACUACAGCUAACAACUCUUUUUCAGUCGUGGUAUAAUUUAAUUGAGCAUCGGAUAUAGUUUUACUAGCAUAUGAAAUUACUAUGGGUUUUGACUCUUUUGUUUGUCCUAGAACGGCCCCCACUGCAUAAUUCGAUGCAUCACACAUUAUUUCAAAGGGAAGGGACCAAUCAGGAGCUUGUAAAAUGGGUGCCUCAGUAAGUAAUCUUUUUAUUACGGAAAAAGACUCAAAACAUUUCUCAUCAAAAUUAAAAGGCAUAUCUUUAGAUAAUAGCAUGGUGAGAGGUUCAGAAAUCUUCGAAAAAUCUUGAAUAAAUUUUCUGUAAUAACCUGCAUGACCCAAGAAAGAUCUAAUCUGUUUUACUGAAUUUGGAGGUUUCAUUUUAGAUAUAAUAUCAAUUUUUGCUCUAUCCACCUCUAAACCCCUUUUACUCACAAUAUGACCCAACACAACUCCCUCUUUAACCAUAAAAUGUGAUUUCUCCCAACUCAAAACUAAUUUUUUCUCUAUGCAUUUCUCAAGUACAUGCUGUAAAUGAUUUAAGCAUUCAUCAAAUGAUUCGCCAAAAACAGAAAAAUCGUCCAUAAAAAUUUCCAUGCAUUUUCCAAUCAUAUCAGAAAAAAUAGACAGCAUACAUCUUUGAAAUGUGGCUGGAGCAUUACACAGACCAAAAGGCAUGCAUUUAAAAGCAAAAGUACCAAAUGGACAAGUGAAAGUUGUUUUUUCUUGAUCUAAAGGGUUUAUAUAAAUUUGAUUAUAACCAGAGUAUCCAUCCAGAAAACAAAAAAAGUUUUUUCCAGCUAAUUUUUCUAGAAUUUGAUCAGUAAAUGGUAGGGGAAAAUGAUCUUUUCUAGUAACUGAAUUUAAUUUUCUAUAAUCAAUGCAAACUCUCCAACCGGUAGUUAGUCUUGUUUGUAUUUCAUCCCCAUUUUUGUUUUUUAUAACCGUAAUCCCUGAUUUUUUUGGCACUACUUGUGUAGGACUAACCCAUUUGCUAUCUGAAAUAGGAUAAAUAAUAUCAGCAGCCAGCCACUUUAAAAUUUCCUUUUUUACAAUUUCCAUCAUGUUAGGAUUUAAUCUUCGUUGUGGUUCCCUACUAGUUCUAGCCCCCUCCUCUAAAUAUAUACUAUGCAUGCAUACACUCAUAUCAAUGCCCCUUAGAUCGUCCAUUUUCCAGCCCAUAGCUUUCUUAUUUUUUCGAAGUACAUCUAAUAAUUCUUCUUCCUAUUCAUCACUCAAAUCAGCUGCAAUAAUAAUAGGAAAUGAAUUAUUUUCCUCCAAAAACAUAUAUUUUAAACUAGAGGGAAGAGGUUUCAACUCUAAAUUCAGAUGAUCUUCCUCUUUCUUUUCUUCUAAAUUUAUAUUCUCUAUUUCCUCUAAUUCUUUCAGCACAUAGUCAUCAAUAACAUCUGGAUCAUCAAAAUCAUCUAGAAGAUCUAUGGUAUGACAAUCAUAUACUUGGGAUUUCUUAAUAUCAUUUGAUAUCUCAAAAAUUUUAAUUUCUACUGAUUGAUCUCCACAUGAAAUUUUCGCAAUACCUAUGGGAAAAUCAAUAUUCAUCUUUGCUGUAUGCAAAAAUGGUCUCCCUAAGAUGAUUGGUGUAUCAUAAAACUGUCCAUUAAAAUCCAUUUCCAGUACUACGAAAUCAGCUGGAAAUUUACACCCUUUAACUGUCACUAUCACAUUUUCUAAAAUACCUUUAGGAUGUUUUAUGGAUCUAUCAGCAAAUUGUAAGGUAACAGUAGAAGGUUUAAGAUCAGAAAUAUUAAAUUUAUCACAAAUACUUGCAGGUAAUAAAUUAAUGCUAGCACCGGUGUCAAGUAAUGCAUUCUGAAAAAUGAAUCCACCAAUAUCACACGAAAUCAAAGGGGCACCUGUAUCUCUCAAUUUAUAUGGUAAUUGAUUUAAUAAUAAUGCACUAGCAUGCAUAGAUAAUUUUUCUACUCUAGGUGCCCUUUUUGGUGUACACAUUUCUUUCAAAACUCUAGCAUAUUCAGGAAUAUGUUCAAUGGCAGUAAGUAAAGAAAGACUAAUUUGCACAUCUUGUAAAAUUUUCUUUAUUUCUUCAUUGUGUUCCUUUUUCUUUCUUUGUCUAGGCUCUAGAGCUUUAGGAAAUGGAAUGGUUGUCCUCUCUUUCGAAAUUUCCUUGGUAGAAUCUAUAAAAUCCUCUUCUACUCCUAUUUGAUUUUGUUUUGGGUUGUCCACGUUUUCUUUUUCUUCUAAUGUUUGAGGAUAAGGAUCAGCUAAGAUCUUACCACUCCUUAAUACAUUCACUGUCCUAACAUUUUCAUUUCGUGGGUUUUUUCCUAGAUUCAUGCUACUAGACUCCCCUUGCUGAAAUCCUAUUGUUGGGCAGUUCCCUAGAUUUUCUAUGGGCUGACUAGGUAGCUGUCCCUCUUCUCUCUUAUUCCCAAGAGCCUCUAUAAUUUGUUUCUGGUGCAGCAUCAUUUGGUUCAUAGUUUGUUGCAUCAUUUGGCUCAUUUGCUGCAUCAUUUCCAUAGCAUCAAGUUGGAUUUGAGAGGACUGAUUUUUCUGAAAUUUGUUUUCUUGUUUUGGACGAAAUUCAGAGUUUGAAUUGGGUCUAAGUGCUUCUGGAUUUUGAAUAUUAUUUGGGUCUCUCCAUGAAAAACUAUUCCUCCAAUUAGGAUUAUAAGAAUUUGAAAAAGGUUCCUUGUUUCUAUUAAAACCGUGAGCUACUUGCACUUGUUCUUGCAUAGGGUGAAAUGAUUGAUCUAAAUUAUAACAUUGAAAUUCAGAAUAAUCGUUUUCACCAUACAUAGGACAUGUACUAUUCGAAUUAAGUUGAGGGUUAAAAGGCUUUCUAAUAUUGUCAAUAAGUAAAUCAAUUUUUUCUAAUCUUUGAUUAAUCUGAUUAACCUCAUUUCUAAGUUUAGAAUCAUCAUCAUGAUGCAAUUCAUAAAUUCCUCUCUUCUUAUCCCUGUCAUAUAAUUCAAAAGAGGCUUGAUCUCUAGAAUUUUCACUUAAAUUCUCAUAAAGACUGUAAAUCUCAUCAGGAGUUUUCUCCAUAAAAGCUCCUCCACAUAUAGAAUCAACCAUAUUUCUAUGUUGUUCUAAUAAUCCAUCAUAAAAAAUUCUAUUGAGCUGCCACUUGGGUAUAGCAUGAUGAGGACACUUUCUAAGUAAAUCUUUAAAUUUUUCCCAUGUCUCAUGCAAAGUUUCUCCUGGUCUUUGAGAAAAACUCCAUAUAUGUUUUCUCAUAUUUUGAGUUUUUCCUAAGGGAUAAAAUUUUCGAAGAAAGGCCUGUUCUAUAUCUUUCCAAGCUAGUUAAUUCUCUAUCUAAUGUGGAUAGCCAAUGACUAGCUUUGUCCCUAAGUGUAUGAGGGAAUAAUUUCAUCUUAAUAAUUUCCGGUGUAACUUGAGGGAGAUUAACUAAAUCACAGACCAUAUGAAAUUUUUCCAAGUGCUGAUGAGGUUCCUCUAAAGGCAAUCCAUGAAAAUUAGGGAGCAUUUGAAAAAUUCCUAGAUUUAUUUCGAAUUUAACAGUGGGUGCUAAUGGGACUCUAAUAUUGGAUGCUCUUUGAAAUGAAUCAGGGAUAUAAUGAUUUUUCAUGGCCAUAGGAUUGUUCUCAGUUUGACCUGUACUUCCUUCAGGAUCCAUCAAAAUUAAUUUUUCUUUCGGAUUUUUCUUUUUGAAUGAAAUAAUGAAAGGAUUUUCUAGCCUUGGAUGCAAGGAUCUUCUACCAUGCAUAAAAAUAAAUAAAUUCGAGGGAAAAAGUUAGUAACUGUUACCCUCCUUCAGGAUGCUCCAGUCCUUGCCGUGCUUCUUUUCGUUCCCUUUUUCUAAUAAAAAUCGGCAAAAAGAAAAUAAAACAAGAGUUAAGUUAUUAUUUUUAUUUUUUUUAUUUUGUACUCUAAGAGAAAAAUAGAAAAAUACUAAAUAUUAUGCAAUACAUCCCCGGCAACGGCGCCAAAAUUUGACGUGACUCAGUCGUUGUAUAUUAAAUCACGCAAAUCUAAAAUUUAUAAAACUAGAAAAUACGAAUUUCCGGAUAUUUAGAAGUAUUUAUAAAUAAAUAUAUUAAUUAUAAUUUAAUAAAAGUUCCAAAAAUAGCGGUAAUUUCCCAGGUCGAUCACAGGGAUGUAAUAUAAUAUUUUGUAAUUAUUCAGAGUUUUUCUCAAUGAAUACGAUUUUCUAUGAAUUUUAUACUAGGAAAUGAAAAGGAAAUAUAUUUAAAAUUCACAAAAAAAAAGAGGAAAUAAGGGUGUGGACGACAGGAUGACGUCAGCGCCCGGCGAACGCGAAUCGGGCGGAAACAGAGUUCCGCCCGGCGAUUAAAAGCCGGAAGAAUCGUAAUUGAACGAAGUAUAGUUUGGUAAAUUAAAAUCACACAAAGUAUCACUAAAUAAAGCAUAAAUUAAAUUGAAAGCAGGAAACCAGAGUUCCGACGUCGCGACGGCGAUGCGUCGGCGAUGCACCGGAAUCCUGAGCGUUCGGGAGGAUCGUCGUGCAGUGUCCACGGCCUCGAAGGCUCUCCUUGGACAAAGACGACGUGGGCAAUCUCUAGAUCUUCUCGCGAAGUCUAGAGAUCAAUGAAGUGGGUCGUCGAGUCGUCUCCGGCGGCUGUCACCCGGCGGAGCGGAAAAACGGCGACUUUGCGGCUCUCCGGCGGCUGUCACCCGACGGAGAGGAGCUGGAUGGAGGUGGGGCGCGUGUCAGGGAGCUUCAUCCUCAGGUCCGCGCAGCAAGAGGAGGCUCUUCAUCGCAUCUGGUACGCUCUCAGGAGGUGGCGACUGGUCUCCCGGCGGAUCGUCCUCUUCCCGACGAUGGCUUGUUCGUCGAUCAAUCGGAGAUGAUUUACUCGAUGGAUUGCGAUCCUUUUAUCGCGAAUCGUUCAACAAUUUUAGUAGCAAUGCUCCGCGAAUCGCGUUGACGAGAUUUUCGCCGAUGAUCCAGCGAUUCCGGUUGCUUAAUCCUUCACCGGCGAUCUGCAAGAAAGUCGUGAUAAUCAGUUAAAAAUAUAUGAAUUUUGACUCUGGGCGGAUUCGAACCCGCAGCGGUCGCCCGCCCCUGAGCAAGGUGUGACGCGGGUUUAGUCUCACAUCGGUUGUGCGCGGAUUAUUCGGGCGAAUAUAUAGUAAAGUUAGCUUUCUAGGCAAAGUCCUCUCGCGUGUACGACCACUCCUUGCCCCACAGCCGGCUGGCCACCGGUGACGUGGAAGGGGAGUGGCGCACACGUGCCCCUAUCGAUCCAAGCAAGCCGCUCGAACCCCUGCUCGCGGCUACUCCCCGACUACGCUUCCGACCCGCUUGCGGGCCCGGCUGGCCGGCGGGUCCCCCCAUUUUGCAAUAUUUUUAUUUUUAUUUCUUGUUCUUCAUUUAUCUCAAAACUAAGACUAUAAAAAUCGUAUAAAAUCACAUAAUUACCCAAAAAUUCACGUUAAUCAACUGAAAACCACUUUUCAUGCUUUAACACAAAUAUAAGUCUAUUUAUCAUGAGUUAAGGCUAAAACUAUAUUAUUUACUAAUUAUUAACUCAUGAUAAUGAAGACUUAUCAAGGGGCGAUGGGCUGCCUAGGGCAGAUCAAAUCAGAGUUUCCUUUAUAUUUAUAUGAAUAUCACAUUAGGCAUGACCAUUUCCAAAGAUCUUGGAAAUCUCCACUAUAUUUUUAUAUAUAUGGUAUUCCUUAGUAACAUUUGCAUUAUUGGGCUUUAUUGAAAAUUUAUUUGUGGGUAUUUUGAUGAAGGUAUACACCAGAUUCCUCCUCUAUCUCUAUAAGAAUGUUAUCUAUUAUCAUUCUAUUUUAUAUCUGAUAUAUAUCUUAGCAAAGAUCUAUGUAUCUAUGAGAGCAUUGCUGCAGUAUUUCAUUGCCUCAUUAUGAUCAAAAAUCUAUUACUAUGACUACUAGACUUAUUUAUAGUAUGGCAUAGAGACCACAUUGCUAUGUUCUCUAUUACAAUCAGGAUUAGAUAUCUGACUUGUCAAAGUAGUGCACCCAAUUUUAGUGUUACCCUUUUGGAGGAAGCACACCCUCAAAACAGCAAAGAGUGGUUCGUUCAAGAACUAAAUUAGAAUAAAAUGUUCUUCCUAACAACCUCAAAACUAUAGUUCUGUUUCUGUUUCCAUUUUAAAUUCCCUUUUCUGAUAGCGAGUCAAAGGAGAAAUAACUUAGUAACAACUUUUUCACAGCCUCCAUUCUGUAAACAGCAAAUAGACGAUAACUACAAGCUUGAUUUUAAUCAAGCAAACACAAUCUUGGAAUUCAAUCUAUCUCCUACUAAAUUCAUCUUCAUUGAAUAAAAAAUCUAUUUUUUUGGCUAUGACAUCUUACUAUAAUAAGCUAGCUCUUGUAGGGUAACAAGUUAGAGUGAUCCAUCCCGUGGUAAUUUAUUCUUCCCUAAGUUACAUUAUUUUCUUUAAUAAUUUUUUUUAAAGGAUUUUUGGGGAUGUAUGAUUAUAUCUUCACUUAUAAAUGUACUAGAAAUAAUUUCAGCUCUCCCAUUGAGCACAUGA